Messenger RNA from Drosophila subpulchrella, 2499 nucleotides. RefSeq lists its product as uncharacterized. The record is from RefSeq and is a predicted model, not a curated record. The transcript has 3 exons. The coding region runs from base 479 to 2257 and encodes 592 amino acids. Lineage: Eukaryota; Metazoa; Arthropoda; Insecta; Diptera; Drosophilidae.
UCUUGUUUUUGAAUUCCAACCGCAGGAAAUUACGAUUUUAAAAGCGCCGCAGCGGAGUUUGAAUUUAAAAAGUUUGAACUAAAUCGCGACCCGUGAGAAGCGGCAUGCUAAGGCUCCCGUAAAACCUGGCUGCUGGACAGGCUAAUUUAACUGCCCCAGAGUCAAAACAACAGCCACACAGAGCCAAUAUCAAUAACCGUGGAAUGCGGCUCAGCAAGUUGGAGCCGUUGCCUCCAUUCGUUACCUGUGUGUGCAGCAGCGGCGGCAACCGCAUCGCGUGUGUUGCGUGUGCUUGUGAGUCGAGCAGGUUUGCCGGACAGUGGGUCGCGUUGCCCUCUUCAAUAUCAAAAUCGGUGGCAGGAUUAGAACACAACUCUUCCCGGAGUUAAAAGACAAUUAGUCCUGGUUUAGCACUAGCACUUGGUCCUGGCCAGCCAGUUCAGAAUGUGACCGGAGUGAGGGGGCCAAACCGCCGGAAAUGCUGAAGCACGCCUCGACGUCGAGCAGUACCGCUGCAGCCGGCACCGCCGCUGCCGGGGCGAUAAGCCCGCUGUCCACUUUGUUGGGCGGCCAGCUGCUGCGCACCGCUGCCACCAGCAGCAGCAACAUCAACUGCAAUGGCAACAGCAAUUGCAACAGCAACACCAACAGCAACAGCAGCAGCAACAACCACACGGCCAGCGGUGGCAGUGGCCACAACACACCCCCAGUUCCGCUGGUGGAAACGGAAGCGGGAACUGUAGCGACCAGCAGUGGUGGUGGUGCCACCACCACCAAUGGUGGCUCACACUCACACUCGCCGACGCCAGCAGCAGCUGCUGUGGCCAGUACCGCGCGCAACAUCCACCUGCGACCUCCGCAGCCGCUGAACAUAUCCGCCCUGAAUGCCUCCGCCUCCAGCACGCUGCUCACAGAGGGUGGAUCCGGAGGAGGGGGAGGGGCAGGCGGAGGCAGGGGCUGCGUGGGCAACUCCUCCACGCUGCUAAAUAUCGCCACGCCCAGCACGCCACUCAAGCCGCUCACCCCACUAACACCGCUCACCCAGUUGACCCCCAACGGACACUUUCUGGGCAACGGCAGUGUGCACCACCACACCUACACCAAUCAGCACAUCCUGGCCAGCAGCAGCAGUGGUCACCAGCAGCAGCAGCAGCAGCAACAGCAACAGCAGCAGCAACCACAUGCGCCUGCGCAGACGCACAACCUCAGCCAAGUGGCGCACAACUACAGAAACUACAGCCAGCUGACCCCCAAUCCCGUGCGCCACAAGCUGCCCAAGGCGGGUCCUUCGCCGCGCGAGGCCCUCACCAGCCUGGGAUUGCUCUGUCUGAUUUCCCUGCUCCUGGCGCUGCUCUCGCUGAUCUUCCUGCUGAGGAUCUCGCCAAACGGACGCGAGGACGCAGUGGGUCGAGGGGCCGGCGGCGAGGACUUCAUCGUCGUGUACGACGUCACCCUGGCCCUGGGCGCGCUCUCCCUGUCGCUGAACCUGUGCUGCCUCCUGGUCUGCGCCAUCCAGUUCCUGUUCGCCGUGAAGCUGCGCGAGCCGGCCUUCGAGGGACGGGAGAACCAGUACCUGGCCAAGUCGAGUGCCAGCCGCACGUGCGCCGUCAGCGGCUUCUUCAUCUCCAUACCGGUCUUCCUCACCGGCCUGAUCCUGUACACCUUCAGCCAUUUCCACUCCACGCCGGCGAUCGUGACCAGCCUGCUGAUCGGCGUGGGCAUUGUCUUCUGCGGCGGCGCCAUGGUGCACAACGUCUUUGUGUGGCAGCGCGAGAAGACCAUCAGCUACCGCGGUGCUCCGCCGGGAUUGUCGCACAACUUGUCGGUGAUCUCGGCCGGCCAGCUGCCAGUGACGCUGCCGAUGCCUCUUCCACUGCCCCUGCCACCGGGUCCGUACCAUACCUAUCAGGGGGGUGGCCACCAGGCCAACCAUCAGGGUCACCUUGUGCCGCCCUCCGUGACGGCGGUCUCACCCAACCACUCGCACGGCAGCUUCAACCCGCUGCUCCUCGGCGGCGUCGGCGGAGGAGGUGGCUGCUGCGGAGGAGGUGGAGGAGCAAUGGGGGCCGUCAACUCAUCCUUCCUGGUGCGUCCUGCCACGGCCACGCCUCCGACGCCCACACCGCGGACACUGGCGAACAGCAGCUGCUUGACAGGAGGUCGCGAGGCCAGCGGAUCGGUCAGUCCCGGCAUUCCACCAACGCUGGACAUGAGCAACAUCACCGUCCUGCUGCACGAGCUCUCCACGCUGGUCUAGACUUAGAGCGCUUAGACUUUUAGAUAGACGACAUCCACCGGCCGCCCUCACCUUGCCGAAUCCUAGUUAUAAGCAGGCCCAUUGUAAAUAUUUGUACAUAUGCUGUGAGGAACUGAAUGACUCCCCACUCCUCCGAACUAUAUAUCGAAUAACAUAUCAUUGUAAGUUAAGUGAAUAUGCAACUGCAUUGCCAUUUCAAUUCAAUUAAAUUUACCGGUUGGUGGCAAAUUAAAAUCCCAGAA